Molecule: messenger RNA, 1561 nt
Organism: Paramacrobiotus metropolitanus
Lineage: Eukaryota; Metazoa; Tardigrada; Eutardigrada; Parachela; Macrobiotidae
Product: BTB/POZ domain-containing protein 6-like
Exons: 6
Coding region: 200-1330 (376 amino acids)
Biological process (GO): neurogenesis
Cellular component (GO): cytosol
Molecular function (GO): protein binding
Source: RefSeq, a predicted model, not a curated record
AUUCCAAUGAUUUCUGCUCCAAAACCGGAUCUAACAAACUCUCACUGCCGUCCAAAGUGCUAGUAGUUCGAUUAGUGACAGGCUUCUGCUUGUGCCUCUCAGACCUUUCCAGUCUUACACACGUUCCGCAGCCUACUUCUGCUAGAUCUGUUCAUUCGAAUACUACAAGCUUUCGCGAUUAAUUCCCCCAGAAGGCACGAUGGAGAUCCCAGCGAUUCCUGCAAUUCCCCGCAAAGUCUCCACACGGAAGGAACGGCCCCCGGCUGCAACCGCGUCGUCGUCCAAACCCCAGGAGCCUGUACAACGCAGCGCGGACUGGCAGAAUGACGGGGAACUGACCGCCAGCCAGCGGAACGAAAUCGUCCUGCGUAAUGGCUCCUUCAGCGAUGUUCUCUUCCAUGUUGGCAAGAAACAGGUUCCUGUUUACGCUCACAAAUUAUUGCUGGCGAUGGGCAGCACGGUAUUCGCCCAGAUGGUGUACGAUGAAAAUCUGGAUAUUCCCAAAGUCCUGGAGGAUGUGGAACCCGACGUGUUUGAGAUCCUCCUCAUGUCAGUGUAUUCCAUCAAGGAGGACAACGUGGACGCCAGCAACGCCACGGCGGUUCUCAAAGCGGCCCGAACGUACGGCGCCAGACGUCUGGAAGUUUACUGCAUGGGGAAGGUGUACGACAGUAUCGAUGCCGAUGACCACUGUGCCAUGUGGACGACGGCUCUCGCGGCUGGCGAUGCGGAUACGGCGGAACGCGCUCUGGCCAGGAUCGACGAGGCCUUCGACACGGCCAGUCAGCAGGCGUCGUUCUUGGCGCUCAGUGUCAAGGACUUGGUGGAGCUCUUCCGACGGGAUACGUUGAAAGCCGAUGAAAUGGACGUCUAUCACGCGGCGGAACGAUGGGCAGAGGCGGUGUGCAAGCAGCACAAAUCGGACGACACGCCACAGAAUCGUCGGACAGUCCUUGGCGAAGCACUGGACCAGAUUCGUUUCCCACUUAUGACGCCGGAAGAACUUACGAACGGACCCGUUAAGACGGGACUGCUGCAGCCGCAGGACGUGACGGACAUCAUGCGCUACUGGUUCCAGAAGCCGACGCCGGUUAUUCGUUUCCGCGGGGAUAAACGCAGUGGCACCGUGGCCAUGGAUGCUGACGACAGUCAGCCGGAAAACGAGGAGAACGAAGUCCCCGACACGGCGACCGAAACCCCUGCUCAGAAACGCAAAACACUGCUGCAAUCUACUCCCGACAACGAGCGGAAGACGCGCCGCACCUCGGGAAAAGCCCAGGCCAGUCCGGAGAAGGUGACGCGGGUCAGCAACAAAAAGCAGCGUUUUUGAUGCUAACGACACGGAGGAAUUUUCGUGGCAUUUAGGCCAGUUCGACUGGAAAUCGCUCAUGAAUGAAAAUUGUUGAGAUUUUGUAUUAAUUUUUAUUUUUUAUCGGGAUUGCUAUGUGUUUUCGCGUGCCGUUUGCGCCUUGUGGUAUGUUAUCGUGCGCAAAACUUGCGGAAAUCUCAUGAUGGAUUUGUACAAAAGUGAUUUUUUGUUGCAGCGUGAGGGAUAAUUGUU